AGGAAGGCUACAGUUUCUGGACCAAUCACAAAAGAUGAGGAAGAGGUUGUGAAGACCCUGUAUGCUUUGGCGGGAAUGUUCCCUGACGAUGACUCAAUGGAUAAGGACAAAAUGAAUGGUGAACCGAUAGAAGUAAAGGCUUCAGCUCCUCCAGAAACCGUCACAGCAAUUGAAGUUAAAAAAGAAGAUACAAACAAAGUUCGCCAUCCACAAGCGGCCGAGACUGUUCCUCCAUUCACUGUAGAGGAUUCAACCAACGAUGCUGCUAAACUCAAGUCUUUGAAUGAAACUACCUCUCAAGAUCAGCCUAACUUGCCAGGAAGCAGAAAGCCCCAUUUUGAACAAGAUAGUGCUGGUUCUAAAAUGAGGCAGAUUGGUUCCAUCUCUUUCUUGGCUAGGAGUGAACCUGAAGUUGAUAAUUCAUCUUGCAUUCCUGGCGACUCUCAUGUUCUCUCUGAAUUAAUCUUAACUGGGUUGAAGCGGCAAUUGGUGACGGAUCUUUUUGAGAGAAAGGCAGAAAUGGCAUUUGGGGUAUAA
Hibiscus syriacus is the source of this 537-nucleotide messenger RNA. RefSeq lists its product as uncharacterized. Bases 76 to 537 code for a protein of 153 amino acids. Lineage: Eukaryota; Viridiplantae; Streptophyta; Magnoliopsida; Malvales; Malvaceae. The transcript is spliced from 3 exons. The record is from RefSeq and is a predicted model, not a curated record.